UGCCGCCGCUGCGCCUGCCCUGCUGGCCGCCCCGGCUGACAGAGACUCGUCUCGCCCCUCAGCUGAUGCUCCGAUGGGCCGGCAGGGAGUUGUGGUCAGCAGCCGUCCGGCCGCCGCCGUCCAGCCCGUGGCCACUAUGUCGCCUCUGCCGCCGCGGCCGCCCAAGAAGCGCUACCUUAUGGAGAAUCCGCCCCGACUCGGGGGGCUGACAGAGGUGUCCGCGCCGCCUGCCGGCGACCUCACGAAUCGUGCGCUGCCGCGGACCGGCGACUCGGCGCCGCCGGCCGCCAACGGCUUCAACGGCGCCCGCCACCGACAAACCGACGACAUGGAGCCGCUCAACCUGACCACGUCUCCCACCACCGAGGUGCGGCUCUCGCGCAUCGUCGGACAACGUGUGGUGGUGAUGGACAGUGAUGCGGACGGGGGUGCCGCCCGUCGCGAGGGUCUGCGCCAGGAGAUGGACGCUCGGAGGCCAGCGUCGCCCGAGCUGCGGCCGCCGCCAGCAGCGCGCGGGUGA
This is a messenger RNA of Pollicipes pollicipes, 520 nucleotides long. RefSeq lists its product as uncharacterized. The transcript is spliced from 4 exons. NCBI's taxonomy places the organism in Eukaryota, Metazoa, Arthropoda, Thecostraca, Pollicipedomorpha, Pollicipedidae. The record is from RefSeq and is a predicted model, not a curated record. The coding region runs from base 74 to 520 and encodes 148 amino acids.